AUGCAAGGCGCGACUAAUACAAAGGACUCUUUGAGUCACGGCAAACAUAAUGACGACGACAGUGACGGCGAUAUAUACAAGAUGUCGAGGUCAUCGAGCUUCUGUCUGGACGCUCAACUCAGCUUCCUCUCCGAAGAGAACGACAGCUAUUACAUCAAGAGUCUAGAGGCAGAGAUGAAGCAGGAAAAGGAACGUUAUCCCGGCGCCAGCGGCUGGGCUCCUGCCGAGGAGCGACUCUUUGAGAUUCUCUUCAUGCGACAGGAUCUUCCGAUGCUGCCUUCAACAUGGGAUGUCGACCUGCGCGGUGUCCCCCUCUCGGAUGUCAUAUUCAAGACUUCGGACGACUUUCCCCCUAUCAUCUAUGCCCACUCCAAGGACUUUCGAGCAACCCUAGCACUCACCCGUCUCAUUGAUCUCACCGCAAAGGCGAGAGUCAGUAUCCAGAGUGGCCUUCGGAGAAAGGUCCCGCACCUCAUCAAGCGCGAACUCGACAAGUACAUCAGCUGGGCCGCCCAGGACGCUGACUACGCCCACCUCCGCAUAGUGCCCAACAUCAUGACCGAGGUCGUCGACACGACAAUGUCCGAGUACGACAUUACAGAGUACAUCCAGGGCCGUAUGAGAUCACUCGCCAAGCUACAGCGCGAGUUUCUCAGAGAGGAUUCAAAUCCGCGGUUCUGGGAUGUGCUCAAGCCGAGCAUCAUGGCUUCCCCCAUGAUCAAGGUUGAGCCGGAUGAUUGCCUGCCAGCGUUGGGGAGAUGGUCAGCAUCCACAGAGAUACGGCGGAAUCCGCAUCUCUGGAUCAACGAGCUCUCACCGGAAACGCCAUGUCCUGAUCGCAAGGUCAAGGUUGAGUCAGAACUUGAGAGCCCCCGCCUUGGUGGUGUUGAUGUCGACAAGUUGAUACAACAUCACAAAAAGGGACGGAAGAAGAUGGCUGACUCUCGUCGAGAGAAGGACAGACAGAAACCCGCUGAGAAGAAGAAAUCGACAAAUCCUCCAGCCCAAGCCAAGACACCUUCGAGAGAACCAUCACCCACACGUUCACACUCUCCUCCAUCCCCUGUUGAGCCACAAACACCCCCCAAACACACCUACCGUCGCCACCCACCCGUCGUAUACGGCCUCUUCAUUCUCAACACCUCCGUUCUCCUCCUCACGACCGACUCCUCGAAAGGUUCAGACACCUACGUCAGCUUUCAGGUCCAGUUCGACUUCCAGGAGGAGAACCAGAGCGUCUGGAAUGCCCUGACCAGCGCCAUCGCCGUGUGCCUGGCGCGAGAUGAACUGCGUACUCGUGCUGGGGACUUUGAAGAGUUGCCUUGCCUGUCAGAGAGUGACCCGGACGCUUAA
This is a messenger RNA of Fusarium keratoplasticum, 1353 nucleotides long. RefSeq lists its product as uncharacterized. The transcript has 2 exons. Lineage: Eukaryota; Fungi; Ascomycota; Sordariomycetes; Hypocreales; Nectriaceae. Bases 1 to 1353 code for a protein of 450 amino acids. The record is from RefSeq and is a predicted model, not a curated record.